This is a messenger RNA of Paecilomyces variotii, 588 nucleotides long. RefSeq lists its product as hypothetical. The transcript has 2 exons. NCBI's taxonomy places the organism in Eukaryota, Fungi, Ascomycota, Eurotiomycetes, Eurotiales, Thermoascaceae. The coding region runs from base 1 to 588 and encodes 195 amino acids. The record is from RefSeq and is a predicted model, not a curated record.
AUGGCACCGCAUUUUGAUCUGGGCGUUCGAACUCAAGGCCAGAAACGCCCCGCGGAGAGCGACCCCGACGGCGACCAACCUUUGACCAAGAAGUUCGGGCGCCUGCACAUCGGGCCUCUGCCAGAUUGCAAUGGGUUCGGACAGGAGCACGCGCCACCGGCAGUCCGGCAGCCAUCGUUGCCAAGCGACUCGAUGCUGUUAGACGACACAGAGCACACGACCUACAUCUACGAUUUAGAACGCGAGUUGAAAGAGAUAGAAGCACAGGAGGGCUGCAUCGCCUUUCUGCCGGAAAUCGAGAAGCGACUGGUUUCAGUACCAAAGGCCUUACUCGCAGAUUCGAAGCCGCGAAAUAAUGAGCUUGUGGUCUACCAAGUACCGACGUCAUUGACCGUUCCCAAGGAACAGGACAGCGUUCGAAAGGCUAUUAUUGAAUCCAGAGCAAGAGCUAGAGAAAAGCAAGCUGAGAUACAAAGAAGGAAUCAUCCGGAGAUCCAGCGCAACUUGGCAACCGAUGCUCCGAACGGCUCCUCUGGCACUGCAGCGGAUGUGCCUCGAGAUCCAACCGAGACGAUGGAUAUCGAUUAG